AUGGUCUCCUCGACGCCCCACCUCUUCCCCCCUUUUCGCGCGGACCACAUCGGCUCGCUCAAGCGUCCCGCGAAGCUCCUCGCAAAGCGCAAGGAGCGCGACGAUGGCAAGCUCACCACGGAAGAGCUGAAGGCGGUCGAGGAUGAGUCGAUCGCCGCUAUUGUUGAGAUGCAGAGGGAGGCUGGCAUCAAGUCGAUCACCGACGGUGAAUUCAGGAGACAUAUGUUCUACGAUGGUGUCUUCGACAAUCUGGACGGCAUGAAGUACAUCCCCGUCGUACCGAUCGACUGGUUCAUGGACUACGUCCCCGACAUCGAUGCGUUCAAGAAGCAGAACUUCAAGGGUGCUGCGUCCUACAUCUGCGAGUCGAAGCUCAAGCGAACCAAGCCCUUCUAUGUCAGCCAGUACGAGGCUCUGAAGGCUUUGACGAAGCCAGAGGAGCACAAGAAUCUGAAGAUCACGAUGUGCGCUCCGGAAUGGUUCCACCUCCGCCAUGGGCCCUAUGCCUACCCGAAGUCUGUCUACUCGACUGAUGACGAGUACUUCGCGGACGUCGUCCAGGCAUACCGCGAGGAGAUCCAGGAUCUGUACAAGUUGGGUUGCCGCAACAUCCAGUUCGACGACCCUCUGCUCGCGUACUUCUGCUCCGAGAAGAUGCUGAAGGGCAUGGAGGAACGCGGCGUGGACCACAAAGCGCUGCUCGCUCUCUACGUCAAGGUCUACAACGACAUCCUCAAGGGUCACCCUGAGGACAUCACGCUCGGUAUCCACUUGUGCCGCGGAAACUUCAGGGAUGGACGUCACUUCAGUGAGGGCGGCUACGAUAACAUCGCUAUCAGCCUCUUCCGGGACAUCGCCGCAGAUACCUACUACCUGGAGUACGAGACCGAGCGUGCGGGUACGUUCGAGCCUCUCCGCUGGCUGCCGCGCAACAAGUCGGUCGUGCUCGGCAUCAUCUCGAGCAAGUUCCCGAAGAUGGAGGACAAGGACGAGCUCGUGAAGAAGGUGCACGCCGCUGCUGAGGUCAUCGCGAACGGCGAAGAGAAGCGCUCCAAGGAGGAGGCGUUGAACCAGAUUUGCAUCAGCCCGCAGUGCGGCUUCGCGUCGCACGCGGACGGGAACCCCGUCACGGAGGAGGACGUCGUGAAGAAGCUCCGCCUGGUUGUCGACACCGCUAAGGCGAUCUGGCCCGACGUCUAA
This is a messenger RNA of Rhodofomes roseus, 1200 nucleotides long. RefSeq lists its product as uncharacterized. The record is from RefSeq and is a predicted model, not a curated record. NCBI's taxonomy places the organism in Eukaryota, Fungi, Basidiomycota, Agaricomycetes, Polyporales, Fomitopsidaceae. Gene Ontology annotation, molecular function: 5-methyltetrahydropteroyltriglutamate-homocysteine S-methyltransferase activity; zinc ion binding. The transcript has 11 exons. Bases 1 to 1200 code for a protein of 399 amino acids.